Entamoeba nuttalli P19 is the source of this 1113-nucleotide messenger RNA. RefSeq names its product separin, putative. The coding region runs from base 1 to 1113 and encodes 370 amino acids. Gene Ontology annotation, molecular function: cysteine-type endopeptidase activity. Gene Ontology annotation, biological process: proteolysis; meiotic chromosome separation. Lineage: Eukaryota; Evosea; Mastigamoebida; Endamoebidae. The record is from RefSeq and is a predicted model, not a curated record. The transcript has a single exon. Gene Ontology annotation, cellular component: centrosome; cytoplasm; mitotic spindle.
AUGACAGAAAAUGAAAAAAGACAACAUUGGAGAAAAGUAUUUGAUAUUGAUAAUAGAAUUAAAGACAUUUGUUAUUCAUUAGAAAAGAAAGUAUUAGGAUGGUUAAGAAUUAUAUUUUAUCCAAGAAAUUAUCAUAGAACAAAAUAUUAUGAUAAUCUAUUAUAUUCAAUAAUAAAAAAUAUAACAAAUAAAGAAAUUAUAGAAAUUGAUAUUUUGUAUUUACUUAUUAGUCAAAUUAAUAAAUUAAAUCAUGAAGAAAUUGUAGAAAGUCUUAAUUAUAUAAUAGGAAAUGAAAUUAACCCAUUAAUCAUGGAAAUGUUAAUUAAUCAAAUUAAAAAUAUUAAAUUAGAAGAAACAAUUGAAAUAGAAAAUAAAAGUAUUUUAUUAAUUCUUGAUAAACAAUUACAUUGUCUUCCAUGGGAAUCAAUGCCUACAUUUGAUAAUAUUAUGAUUACAAGAAUCCCAGCAAUUGAACCAUUUCUAAGUACAAAAAUACAAGAUAUCAAUGACACAAUUCCAGGAAUUUUAUUUAAUGGAAAAAGAGGAUAUUAUAUUCUUAAUCCAACACAUGAUUUAACUAAAACACAAAAUAAAAUAUUACCAAUAAUUAAUGAAUUGAAAUGGAAUGGAGUUUUUAAUCAAAUCCCAAAAGAGGAUGAUAUUUUAAAAGGAUUAUAUGAAAAUGAUAUAAUGUUAUAUUGUGGUCAUGGAAGUGGAGAACAAUUUAUUCAUGGAAAAAAAAUUCAAACAUUAAAGAAGUGUGGAAUUGCACUUCUAAUGGGAUGUAACUCUGCUGAACUUCACCAACAAGGUGAAUUUGAGCCAUCUGGGUUAGUAAUUGAUUAUCUUGAAGCAGGCUCUCCUCUUGUGUGUGGAAAUUUAUGGAGUGUUCCAGACAAUGAUUUAGAUAAUAUUACAAUUGAAAUAUUAAAUUGGAUAAAAUCAAAUUCAUCACAUCAACAAUAUUUAAUGAAUGUCCUUAAUAAAGCUAAAACAAAAUGUGUUUGUAGAUAUUUUAUGGGUGCUUCAAUAGUGUGUUAUGGUAUUUCUGUAUUAAAGAGAAAGAAUAAAGAAUCAAUUCUUAUUAAAGAUGACACACAACAACAAUUAUAA